UCAUGUUUAUUACCAAUCUCACACCGUCAACACUCACCGUCGCAACGCAGAGAACAAAAACGCGACAUAAAAUCUCAAAUUCAGCAAAAUAAAUCCGACCCACUUCCCCAAUUUUAUAGAAUUCGCUUUUGUUUGAUUAAAAAUCGUAGCUUUUGUCAGCUCCAUGGAUUGCUCCGACGCAAUUCUGGAAAGUCCAGCUGCUGCUUACGAGCUGCUUCUCAAGUCGGCCAUCGCGAUUCCCCUGUCGCAUUAUUUGGCGGCGGCCCUUUUCUCUAUCAUUGUCUUCUUGUACAAUUUCUUGGAAUUCCAUUUUUUUCACGAUUUUCUCACUGGAUUUCGUGGGGCCCCCAUUUCUUUGACGUACAAUUCGAGCUCGGAGAUUUAUCAUGGGGUUGUGUCGAAGUGCCCGACGCUUCACGGGAGGUACUUGGCUACACCGUGGCUCUCGAGCCCGCAUAUCCAAACAUCUUUUCUGAACUUCUUUGGGAGGCCUCCGGUGUUCACAUAUAGAAGGCAGAUGUUUCAUGCAUCUGACGGUGGAACUUUUGCUCUCGAUUGGCUGUUGCAUUCUGAUGUUUCUGGCGUAGCUGUUCAAAAUGAUAAUGUCCUUGCAAAGGACGACGCAACUCCUAUUGUUAUUAUAAUUCCUGGACUAACAAGUGAUUCGGCUUCUCCUUACAUGAAACAUAUCGUCUUUGGUACUGCAAAAAAUGGAUUGAAUGUGGUUGUCAGCAAUCAUCGAGGACUGGGUGGCGUUUCAAUUACUAGUGAUUGCUUUUAUAAUGCUGGUUGGACUGAAGAUGUACGUGAAGUUAUAAACCACUUACAUAAAGAAUAUUCUGCGGCUCCGUUGUUUGUAGUGGGAACAAGUAUCGGUGCAAACAUUCUGGUAAAAUAUCUUGGAGAGGACGGAGAAAAUGUUCCGAUUGCAGGUGCUGCAGCAGUUUGCUCUCCCUGGGAUCUCUUGAUCAGUUCCAGGUUUAUAUCUCGAAGGCCUAUUCAAAAGUUAUAUGACAGAGCUCUUACUAUUGGUCUUCAAGGCUAUGCGCAGCUACAUGAAACUCGUUAUACUCGCCUUGCUAAUUGGGAUGGUAUAAUAAAGUCACGAACUGUUCGGGAUUUUGAUACCCAUGCCACCUGCCUAGUUGGUAAAUACGAGACUGUGGAUACAUUCUAUAGACGAUGUAGCGGUUCUGCUUUUAUUGGACAAGUUUCAGUUCCGUUGCUCUGCAUAAGUGCAUUGGAUGAUCCAGUCUGCACCAAAGAAGCCAUUCCUUGGGACGAAUGCCGAGCAAAUAAAAACGUAGUCUUAGCUACAUCUCUGCACGGUGGACAUCUCGCGUUCUUUGAAGGCAUAACUGUAUCUCGCCUAUGGUGGGUGAGAGCCGUUAAUGAAUUUCUCGGAGUUCUACUCUCGAGUCCAUACAUGCACAAACAGAACAAGGCGGAAAGUGCCGGGCCUCAUUCUCCUCUUAUGCAAACUUCGAUCGAUCAAGGUCCCUAUCUCAACCUGACUGAUGGAAUGGUGGCUGCAAUGGGCAACGAGCACAUAGAUGGCGAGGAGACGCCUGAAAAUCACAGUCAGACUGAUCAAACAGUUCCAGUCACCGACAACCACGUCUCUAGUGGAAGGAAAUCCCAUUUUGCUACCAAUGAUGCUCAAUCCUCUGAAGAUGAUGGUGGUUCGAAGGGCUCAGGGAUCAUUCAGAGAUGCUUGCACCAACUUUCGCGUCAAAGUAACAAGUCGAUCUGGCUGCUUGCUUACAUAGCCAUCAUGUCAUCUUGGCCCCUGGCUGGGGCUGCGCUACGUUAUCUCCACCGAAAGAAAUUGAUGAAAAGCUUACCAGGAAGAGGAUCGAAAUGAUCGGACACAGCCGUUGUGCCGCGUCUUUAACAAGUAAAAUGUGAUCUCCAUUUAAAACUUUUUGAAAUAUGAAACUUAGGCUCUUUAUAGUUAAAUAAGUUUAAAGGAAAGUUCUCUUCA
Messenger RNA from Salvia hispanica, 1984 nucleotides. RefSeq lists its product as uncharacterized. The record is from RefSeq and is a predicted model, not a curated record. NCBI's taxonomy places the organism in Eukaryota, Viridiplantae, Streptophyta, Magnoliopsida, Lamiales, Lamiaceae. Gene Ontology annotation, molecular function: short-chain carboxylesterase activity; monoacylglycerol lipase activity. Gene Ontology annotation, biological process: lipid metabolic process.